GUUGUUUGUGGCCCUGGGUGCCCCGCACAGGAGGAUGAGGGGGGAGAAUGUGACGCAGGUCAGCGCCUUCAUCCUGGUGGGCUUCCCCACAACUCCCCGGCUGCAGUACCUGCUCUUCCUCCUCUUCCUGCUCACCUACCUCUUCGUGCUGGUGGAGAACCUGGCCAUCAUCCUCACCGUCUGGGGCAGCCCCUCCCUCCACAGGCCCAUGUACUACUUUCUGGGCUCCAUGUCUUUCUUGGAGCUCUGGUACGUGUGUGACAUCAUCCCCAAGAUGCUGGACGGCUUCCUCCUGCAGAGGAGGCGCAUCUCCUUCGUGGGCUGCAUGACCCAGCUCUACUUCUUCAGCUCCCUGGUGUGCACCGAGUGUGUGCUCCUGGCCUCCAUGGCCUAUGACCGCUACGUGGCCAUCUGCCACCCUCUGCGCUACCAAGCCAUCAUGACCACGGGGCUGUGUGUCCAGUUGGUGGCCUUCUCCUUCAUGAGUGGCUUUACCAUCUCUGUGAUCAAGGUCUACUUUAUCUCUGGCGCCACGUUCUGUGGUUCCAACGUCCUGAACCACUUCUUCUGUGACGUCUCCCCCAUCCUCAGACUGGCCUGCAUGGACUACUCAACCGCAGAGCUGGUCGACUUCGUCCUGGCCUUCCUCAUCCUGGUGCUCCCGCUCGUGGCCACUGUGCUGUCCUACGGGCACGUCACCCUGGCCGUGCUGCGCAUGCCCUCGGCCACGGGCCGCUGGAGAGCCUUCUCCACCUGUGCGUCUCACCUCACCGUGGUCACCAUCUUCUACACGGCCUUGCUUUUCAUGUACGUCCGGCCCCAGGCCAUUGAUUCCCGGAGCUCCAACAAGCUCAUCUCUGCUGUUUACACUGUCCUCACCCCAAUCAUCAACCCCUUGAUCUACUGUCUGAGGAACAAAGAGUUCAAGGGCGCCUUGAAAAUGGCCCUGGGCUUUGGCUGA
Capra hircus (goat) is the source of this 961-nucleotide messenger RNA. Its product is annotated as olfactory receptor 6B2. Gene Ontology annotation, biological process: G protein-coupled receptor signaling pathway. The record is from RefSeq and is a predicted model, not a curated record. Gene Ontology annotation, cellular component: membrane. Bases 35 to 961 code for a protein of 308 amino acids. NCBI's taxonomy places the organism in Eukaryota, Metazoa, Chordata, Mammalia, Artiodactyla, Bovidae. Gene Ontology annotation, molecular function: olfactory receptor activity; G protein-coupled receptor activity. The transcript has a single exon.